AUGCACAGACCGGGGGUUCGGAAGCUGACGGAGGAAGAGGAGCGGCGAGUUGAGAAAAUCGGCGGUGGUUUUGAGGUUCUGAUCUCCCGCCUGAAUGCCAGCCUGCGAUCGUACGCUAAGGAGGAAAGCAAGCGGAUCAGAGCGACGAUCCAACAUCUGGCUCUGUCGGUCGAGAAGCUAAAACAUGCCUCCAUGUGCAAUCCCAAGGAUCAGCUUCUACAAGAGAGACUGAGGAAGAAGGAGGUGCAGUUAAAGGAAUAUCAUGCGAGCCGGAGGGAGAGAGCUCACCUCAUGGCGGGGAUGGCGAAGGAGCUGGUGGGAGAAGUUCCCUCACCACACUUGUCUGCGAUGAUUAAAGUUCGGAAAGUGAAGACGCAAAUCGCGGAGCUUGCGGUGCCAGGCGGAUCUGUCACGGAGCCGAAGCAGAUUUUGGAAGCGGCGUCUGCUUUCUACCGUGGUCUCUUCGGCGCGGACAAGAGAACGGUGGUCUCUGACUGGAUUCUUGCGGCGGGGAGGAGGCUGUGGUUCUCAGAUACGGAAGGGUUGCGGGAGGAAUGGACGGAGGAUGAAGUGAAGAGUGCAUUACGAGAAAUGGCCUGCAACAAAACCCUGGGGAAGGACGGACUUUUGAAGGAGCUCUUUGAGCAAAAUUGGGAUGUGUUGGGGAAACAUCUCAUGGAGCUGGUUAAAGAUUUCACUGCAACGGCCACGCUUCCGACCAGUGUCAAGAACGCGGUGACCAUACUCCUGCACAAAAAGGGGGCGAAGGAGCAGUUGGAGAACUAUCGACCGAUUACUCUUUUAAACUUCAGCUACAAGGUCUUGGCGCGUGUGCUAGCAAGCAGAAUCAAGAAGGUGUUGCAUAAAGUAAUCCCACCGGAGCAGUUCGGGUUCAUACCCGGGAGGUGUGCCUCUGAUGCGGUUGGGUUGAUGGCGGAUGUCAUUGAUGUGGCAAAAAAUGGCAAUGAAGACUGA
This is a messenger RNA of Closterium sp. Yama58-4, 975 nucleotides long. NCBI's taxonomy places the organism in Eukaryota, Viridiplantae, Streptophyta, Zygnematophyceae, Desmidiales, Closteriaceae. The record is from the annotation of a GenBank genome assembly.